Malassezia restricta is the source of this 1302-nucleotide messenger RNA. Its product is annotated as adenosylhomocysteinase. Gene Ontology annotation, cellular component: cytosol. Bases 1 to 1302 code for a protein of 433 amino acids. Gene Ontology annotation, molecular function: adenosylhomocysteinase activity. Gene Ontology annotation, biological process: L-methionine cycle. The record is from RefSeq and is a predicted model, not a curated record. The transcript has a single exon. Lineage: Eukaryota; Fungi; Basidiomycota; Malasseziomycetes; Malasseziales; Malasseziaceae.
AUGUCGAACUACAAGGUCGCUGACAUUUCGCUUGCUGCUUUUGGCCGUAAGGAGAUCCAAAUUGCUGAGGGUGAGAUGCCCGGUCUCAUGGCCCUGCGCCAGAACUACGGCCCCCAGCAGCCCCUGAAGGGUGCUCGCAUUGCCGGCUGUCUGCACAUGACGAUCCAGACGGCUGUGCUCAUUGAGACACUCGUGGCCCUCGGUGCGCAGGUGUCGUGGUCGUCGUGCAACAUCUUCUCGACGCAAGACCACGCUGCUGCUGCCAUUGCCGCUGCCGGUAUCCCCGUGUUUGCCUGGAAGGGCGAGACGGAUGAGGAGUACAACUGGUGCAUUGAGCAGACGCUCAAGGCUUUCCCCGACGGUCAGCCCCUCAACAUGAUCCUUGACGACGGUGGUGACCUCACGUGGACGAUCCACAACAAGUACCCUGAGCUGCUCGACAACAUCCGUGGUCUGUCGGAGGAGACGACGACCGGUGUGCACCACCUGUACAUGGCUGUCAAGAAGGGCGAGCUGAAGGUGCCUGCGAUCAACGUGAACGAUUCGGUCACCAAGUCCAAGUUCGACAACUACUACGGAUGCCGUGAGUCGCUUGUCGAUGGUAUUAAGCGUGCCACGGACGUCAUGCUGGGCGGCAAGGUCGCUGUGGUGGCCGGUUUCGGUGACGUCGGUAAGGGUUGUGCCGAGUCGCUGCGCUCAUACGGCUGCCGUGUCAUUGUCACGGAGAUCGACCCGAUCAACGCCCUGCAGGCUUCUAUGGCCGGCUACCAGGUCGACACGAUGGACGACGUGGCCGCGCAGGCCAACAUCUUUGUGACGACCACGGGUAACCGUGACAUCAUCACUACGAAGCACUUUGAGAUGAUGCCUGAGGACGCCAUCGUUUGCAACAUCGGUCACUUUGACAUUGAGAUUGACGUGGCUGGCCUCAAGCAGAUCGCCAAGGAGGUGGUGAACAUCAAGCCCCAGGUCGACCGCUACACGCUCCCCAACGGCCGCCACGUAAUCCUGCUGGCCGAGGGUCGUCUCGUGAACCUGGGCUGUGCUACGGGCCACCCUUCGUUCAUCAUGAGCGCCUCGUUCUGCAACCAGACGCUCGCCCAGAUCACGCUGUGGAACGACAAGGAAAACAAGUUCCAGCGUGGCCAGGUGUACAUGCUGCCCAAGACGCUCGACGAGGAGGUCGCCCGCGCUCACCUCACGAAGCUGAAUGUGAAGCUCACCAAGCUCACCAAGGUGCAGUCGGAGUACCUCGACAUCCCCGUCGACGGUCCCUACAAGGCCGACCACUACCGCUACUAA